Messenger RNA from Aphis gossypii (cotton aphid), 4105 nucleotides. Its product is annotated as zinc finger protein 1 homolog. NCBI's taxonomy places the organism in Eukaryota, Metazoa, Arthropoda, Insecta, Hemiptera, Aphididae. Bases 2748 to 4013 code for a protein of 421 amino acids. The transcript has 4 exons. Gene Ontology annotation, cellular component: nucleus. The record is from RefSeq and is a predicted model, not a curated record.
AAAAUGGCAAGAGUAAUUUGAGAAAAUGUCUAUGGGUGAGAAUGCAAAAAUUAGUUCAAAUCUAAUGUAUUAGUAAUAAAAAAAUUAAUCUAUAAUAACAAUCCGAAUACAUAAUCAAGUUCAAAUAAUAUUCUUGAAAAUAUAAACAUAAAAUAUGGACCCGUUGACCAAAUAAAAAAAAAAGAAAAAUAGAAUCAUUUUUCAUAUUGACAUUAGGUACAAAUGUACAAUGAUUAAAUUCUAAUUAAAACAUGUAUUACAGUCACUCAAUCAAUAACAAGAUAGAGAUAGACUUGACUCGUUCUCUAGUUUAUCAUAUAUAUACGUUUAUCAUUUUUCGAGAAAUAACUAUUAAUAAUUAGCAUAUCACAACUAUACUUUUUAACAUUACGAUAAUAUAAUAUGCAGAAGAAUUUUUUAAAAAUAUUUGUAACACGCUUAAAUAGAAUGUUAAUAAUUUUCAAUCUGUGGAAAAGUUACCUUAGAUCUAAAUAAGUUAACAGUUUAGGUCAGUGCCCUUACCAAUUUUUUUCGAAUACCUUUAUUUUACACCUCAUGUUACCAUGGCCAAAAAAAUAAUUAUUAUUUUAUAUUAUAAAUUACAUAAGUAGACAUACUAAAUUUUGUUAAGUUGUCACAGGUUUAGGUUAUUAAAUAAUAUAUUUUUUAAUUGGACCGCUUAGACUAUCCUCCCACUAUCCGGUGAAAUUUAAAACAAGAUUCAUCACAAGUGAUUUAUACUGAAACCAAACAAUUAUAUUAAUAUAAUUAUUUUUUAUAAACAUUCCAAGUUAAAUUUGAUUAAAUUAUAUUAUUGUUUAGUGUAAUAAAUCCUUGUUGAAAUAGGUUUCACAUAUUAAGUUGUUCAUACUCCAACUAAAAAUAUCGAUCGAAAGUAUCAUCAAUUCACUCAAAUAUUAUAAAUAUUAAAGCUAACAAUACACUACUGUACAUAAAAUUUAUUGUUUUUAAUGCAUUAUAUUAGAUUCCACAUAAAUAACGUGGCAAAAAUAACUCAAGACGCGUACUUUUCUAUAAAGCAUUUAUUUAUUUUUUAAACAUAGUAUGUAUUUUAAAAAAAAAAACUCCUUAAGAUUAAAAUGAAUUUUUGGAAGAAUGUAGAAUGAAGAAAAUAAAAAUUCCUUUACCCACAUUCCACCGGAAACAUCGGUAAGGACAACGUCGACACGAGGUGAGGGAGCGAUACCAUACGAGACGGAACAGAAUGGAAGGUGUAAACUGCAAAGUAGCAAGGUAAAAGCGAAUCGUUUUAGGCCACCGCAGCGGGGGCGUAUUUACGGGGGGGAGGAUAUGGGGGAUAGAUCCCCCCUUGGUAUUUUUUUUACUAGUAAGUUUAAUAACGUUGGUAAGUGUACCCUCCCCCGUCGAGGAAAUUAUGUUUCCCAACUUAUAUCCCCCCCCUGGACAAAAUCCUAAAUACGCUACUGCACCGCAGCUAGGUCGCUGCUGUGACAUAAUAUAGUCCCAGCCGGUCGUGAGACGGCAAGCGAGAGCCCUUUUGGGGCUUCGGUCGAGCAGGAAUGAUGACGGAAGACUUUCGGGAUACGGAUAACUACCUAUAAUACUGCCAGCCAUGGUACCACAACGAUUCCGGCCCUGCGGUAUCUGUACGACGCCGGCGCGGGUCGUCUAUUUAUAAAUAUAUAUUAUAUAUAUUUAAUACUUAUAUAAUAUGACAUAUUAGUGUGCUUUUACCUUGAUACUUUGCACUUUUCAUUCAGUUCCGUCUCGUAUGGUAUCGCUCCUUCACCGUGUCGCCGUUAUCCUUACCGAUGUUUCCGGUGGAGAGGGGAAGAUGAAUGUUUACUAUCUUCAUUUUAAUACUUCCAACAAUUAAUUUUAAUUUUAAGCACACCUCACGCAGCAGAGGAAGGCGGAUGCGCGUUUGACUCGCCGCCAUGUCUUCUUAAUCCAUCCUCUUCGUUUCUGUUUGGUUUGAAUUUUUGUCACUCCCGUGUUCGUUAAUUCCAUGUAUCCGGCGCCUUGGUUUCUUAUAUCUGUACUCGAAAAAACAUUUGCCAUUACCUCUUUUAAUAUUAUAGAGACUUCUCUUCAAUCGUGUGUUGGGAAAAUAAUAAUUGUCUAAAAAGAUGUAUUCUAAUAUUUUUGUCCAUAAUUACGAAAACUGAAAAGUCAAUGUUAACUCUGUUGACACUUUAAACGACAAAACACAACUGAUCGAAAAUGAUACGAUAAUGCCAGAAUUUAUAAAAAUUUAUAAACGCAAUUAUUGUAGUCAGCAACAUUUGUAUUUACAUUUUAUAUAUAUUUUUCUUAAACCAGUCAAAAAAAAAUCCCAAAAACGUUCGUAUAUUAAAGUAAUAAACUAAUAAAUUAUAAUAUACAAUCUUAUAAUUACAAAUUCCAAUAAUCAUCAGAUCAUACGUGAGAGCUUAAACGUUAACUAAAUAAAUCGUCUGAAUUACAUAAAACUGGGGUUAACAAAAUAUUUACAAUUUAUUUAAUUUAAUGUAGACGGCUAAGCGGACUCACUUCAAAUGAUUAGUAAUUUGAUAUUUUAUUACGCGGCAAUAUUUUGGUGAUAAGAAUUAAGAGUAUACGAUUCUUUAUCAUGAUUUUGAAACUACAAUUUAUGACCACGAGAGACUUGAGCCAUUAGUUUCUGAUGAGCUAUUGAAAUACCUACUGGGCUCUGGCUGCUUUUUAGUUCUGGGAAAUCCAGUGCAACAUUUCAAAAGGGAAUUUUUGUAUAUAAUACCACGAGUAUGGAUCAAUCUGAAUUUGCUAUAAAGAAUGAAAGUCAUCAUUCUAUUAAAAAUGAAGAUGGCAUUUACUUGGAUAUUCCUCCUUUAAGUUCUGUAAAAGAAGAAGUUCAUCAGUGUCUUGAUAAUGGUGACGGUGAUCUACCUUUUCUUAUUUAUGACAACAUUAAUAAUACUGUACAAAGAAUGGAACAAUGUGUAGGAGAAAACUGUCUAGUUAAAAGCGAAGUUAUUGUAUUAAAUAAUCUAGAAACAGAUGGUUGUUCCUUUAAAACAGAACCUGAAGAUUUAGAUAAUAUUUUUCAACCAUUUGGUACUGUUGUAAAAAAAGAAACCGAUAACUUUAAAUUAGAAAUACAAUACAAUGAUAAAACAGUUAAAAUUGAGAAAGAAACACUUGAAGACACUGUAUUUAAGAGUGAAAUUGUUAUUGAGAAAAAUGAUAUACUUUCAAUUUUGAAGAAAGAACAAUGUAACACUGGAUAUCAUUCAAAUUUAGCUGAUUUACCAAGAACAAUUUACAAAGAAUUAGUUAAUUGUAAUAAUAAAUCCAAUAAAAAAAAGAGUAAAAAUAAGAAAAACAUCUAUAUUUGUGAUUUAUGUCAUCAAUCAUUUAACAGUAAAAAAUUACUAACUUUUCAUAUAAAAUAUCAUUUCUCCAACAAUGAUUAUUGCCCAAACAAUUAUCUCAAAAAUUGUAGUUCAAAAAAUACUAAAUGUAAACAAUUAAAAAAAUAUAUUAAAAUAAAAAAUAUAUUUGUUUGUACAAUUUGUAAUAAACAAUUCAAUGAUCAGUCCAAUUGUCGAAGACAUACAUUAAGUCAUGUAAAUACAAAGAAAUUUAAAUGUAAUUUUUGUAAGAAACAAUUCACUACUAAAUACAAUCUUAGAGUUCAUAGUAGAUUACAUACCGGUGAUUCGCCAUAUAAAUGUGACGUUUGUCAUUUAAAAUUUGAUCGUAAUGACAAAAUGUUAACACACAGAAGAAUUCAUGAUGACAAUUUCAGAACAUAUUAUAAUUGUAAGGAUUGCCACCGACAGUAUUUGCAUAAAAACUCUUUAUUGCGUCAUGUUAAAAUUCAUCGAAUGGAAAAUAUUUAUUCGUGCAAUCAUUGUCAACAACCAUUCAUGCGAAAAGAUUCACUUAUUGUUCAUUUGAGAUCCAAACAUACUGGUGAGAAGCCGUAUAAGUGUCAAAUUUGUAAGAAAAGGUUUUUUGAAAACAGUGUUCUUGUACGCCAUAUGACGACUCACAAUAAGAGUAAAUAGUUUAAAGAUAUGUAUAAAAAAAAAAUGUAUUAAGUCUGUUAUACUAAUGAGAAUGAAAAAAAAUAUACAACUCAAUAGUUAUUGAUGUUAAA